Messenger RNA from Clonostachys rhizophaga, 492 nucleotides. The record is from the annotation of a GenBank genome assembly. NCBI's taxonomy places the organism in Eukaryota, Fungi, Ascomycota, Sordariomycetes, Hypocreales, Bionectriaceae.
GCGCGCAAGGUCGCCGUCGUGCUCAAGACCCCGGUGACCGAGGAGACCAUGUGCCAGGUCAAGGGCGGGAUCCUCGUGACGCCGUGGCACCCCAUCGCGGGGGACAGCGACGCCAAGGCAUGGGGCUUCCCCGCGUACGUGACUCAGCGUAACGUGCGGUACACGGGCUUCGUGUACUCGGUGAUGCUGCAGCGCGGCGAUGGGAACCCGAGAGCCCACGCGCUGAGGGUCGGCGACGUGUGGGGGGUCACGCUGGGCCACGGGCUCGUCUCCGGCAACGACAGCCGGGCGCACGCCUUCUUCGGGGACUACCGGCGGGUCGCCAAGGCGUUCCUGGGCAUGGGCAUCGACAAGGCUGGGGUUGUGGUCGGGGCUGGUGUCGAGAGGGACAGGAGGACGGGUGUGGUAUCGGGCAAUACUUCUAACGAUAUCUCCGACACGACUGUUAACAAUGCUGCCGACAUUACUUACUCGAGAUGGAUCUCACAAUAG